This is a messenger RNA of Phalaenopsis equestris, 2221 nucleotides long. RefSeq lists its product as uncharacterized. Gene Ontology annotation, molecular function: protein binding. The record is from RefSeq and is a predicted model, not a curated record. Lineage: Eukaryota; Viridiplantae; Streptophyta; Magnoliopsida; Asparagales; Orchidaceae.
UCAAUGUUCUCAACUAUCCACUGGAUGAACUUACUUCCUCUUCUCAGUUCUUCCCCCCUCACAGCCGAGCCGCCGACGUUUGAGUCCAUGCUCGAAUCCGUUUCUUCCUCCCUCUCCUCCUUCCAAAACCACUGAUCCGUCCAACCAAACCAUAACUGGCUCAACAUCGCCGGAGACUCGGAGCCUUAAUCUUCAUCUCCUCCCAACAAAACCCUAGAAUAUGCACCCUAUUUCUAUGGCCGUUACCAUUCUCCUUCCCUUCCUGCUUCUCCUCCCCCUGACGACAGAGACACUCGUUGAAACUCUUAUCGAUCCCCUAGAUCGCCAAGAGGAUCAGCUACGUCGUCUUGAAGCUUUGAUCGAAUCGCUUUCUAAAAGCGUCUCCCUGCUUGAAUCCUCCGUCUCCUCGUUAUCUUCAUCACCGCAAUCUAUUCAUCCUAAUUCGCCGCACUUUCAGUCACAAGCUGGAGCAGUGGGAGCGGUGGGCAAGCCCAAAUCGGCUUGGUUGGAGCGGUUUCAGUUCAUGGCGGCGGCUCGGCUUGGAUCGGAAGCGGCGUGCGCCAACGCGGCGUGCCCCGCCGUUCUUCCUUACCAGGACCUUGAAGGUCUAAGCAAGUACAUCGCCGUCGGCGAUAACCGUGGUGGCGUCCAUGUCUUGACGUCCGCCGGCGACGUCCUGAUCGAACUCCCCACUCACUCCGACUCUCUUGUCACGUCCAUUCUAUCUUACCUAUCCUUCCGCCGCAACGAGAGUAUCCUCUUGACCGGUCAUGCGGACGGCUCCAUUGCAGCCCACCGCCUCUCAGAAACGGUGUCGAACGGUGAUGAUUGGGUCACCCUAUCACUUGCCAGCUCCCGGUCUUUCGCCCUCGGGUCACGGGACCUAGAUUCGCCGCCGGUGGUCGCCCUUGAGGUCCACCAGGUCGGAAGAAUCCGCUACGUGCUCGCUGCUGAUGGUGGUGGUAGGAUCAGAGUGUUCACGGAGAGUGGAACCCUGUACGGCACCGCCAUUGCUUCGAGCCGCCCACUUGCUUUCAUGCGGCAGAAGCUUCUCUUCUUGACAGAGAAUGGCGCCGGGUCGCUUGACCUCCGGUCAAUGUCCGUGAAGGAGAUCGAGUGUGAUGGAUUGAAUGGAUCUCUUGCAAAAAGCUAUACUUUUGAUGGGUCUGAGAGGUCGAAGGCGUACGGGUUCACCUCCACUGGCGACUUAAUUCAUGUGGUGCUUCUCGGGGAUGCCACCAAUCUGAAGUGCAGGGUUCGAGCUAUUAGGAAAGCUGAAAUCGAUGGCCCGGUAUCAAUUCAGACAAUCAGAGGAUACCUACUUGCUGUUAAUAAUGAGAGGGUGCUUGUUUACAACGUCUCUUCUCAGUAUUAUGGUAGGGUUGGAGCACCUCGCCCACUUUUCUCGGCUACUCUUCAGGAAAUCAGGUCGCUGUUCUCAAAUUCUGAUAUCCCAUCUGAUGGAUUUCGCAUCGAGAAUCCUUUGAUUGCCACUGAUCGUGACAAGUUGGUGAUUUUGGGGCUUCAGGAAGGAUAUAUUGGGAUAUACCGCUCAAAUUUUCCAGUUUUUAAGGCUGAGAGCAAUGCGGUGGUGUGGAGUGCUCCUGUAUUCCUUUUCAUUUUGUUUCUAAUUGGAUCAUGGCAGUUCUAUGUGAAGAAGAAGGAUUCUUUGGGUUGGGCUGUGGAGGAAACAUUUGACAAUGCAUCUGGCACAGCUAAAGAGAACAUUUUGGGUCCAGGGUCGAGUGAUAGAGCUUUUGGUGAUGGCCAGAGACCCACGGACUUGAGGGAUCUCAGAGUUGGUGGGCGAAGAGGUCCAGCUCGAAGGUAUGUAUCGCCUCAGCCUUACACUGGAACUACUGGGGUUUCCUUUAGGCCUACUUCUGCAGAUCCUGGAUUUAGAGGGCCUACAGAUUUGAAUUAUCGGGGGCCAAAUACUGAACCACCUGGUUUUCCCAAAAGGAGAGAACCUUUGUUUCAAAACACCCAAGUUGUGGAUGAACACAUCGAAUGAGGUUCUGCUAGCUCUAGGGCUGCUUGUUCUACUUUUCGGCAGCAAAACUGCAUCAAAUUCAUGAAAUUCUGAUGCUUUUCAAUAUGCUUCAAGUUCUUUGAGAAUUUCAGGUUUAUACACGGAUAUGGCAGCAUGUAAGUUUGUAGUAUGUUUCAAGUGAACAUUAUUAAUGAAAUACUCUGGUAAGAUAUCUUUUUGAUUAAUUUU